AUGAAUCGUCAAGUGGUACAGCGAUCGCCGCAGAAGAAUCGCCGAACUCCGCUUUUAACAAAAAGACCGCCGCUUCGGGCGCCGAUUACUCGAGAGAAGCGGCGAAUCGGCGAGUUAGCGGGAGGUACGGCGGCUGAGUGUGCGGCGGUUUGUUGCUGUUUUCCAUGUGCGUUGAUGAACCUUCUGGUUCUUGCCGUUUACAAGGUUCCCGCUGGACUUUGUCGUAAGGCUUGGGCAAAGAGAAAGAAACGACAGCGUUUAGCGAAGAUGGGCCUGUUACCGCAGAGGCCCAGUGGGCCUAGUGGGCUAACGCGCGAUGAGCUUGAAGCGGAGAUAAAGAGAGUGAAAGAGGCGUCGUUGGAGCAAGAUAAGAUCAACGGUGGAGGAAGUAAUCAAGGAGCAACAUCGACCGUUGAUCUUCUUGAGGAGGAAAUGUGGGAGCGAUUCUACGGUGCAGGUUUCUGGAGAAGUCCUUCACAGAGAGAAAAUGAAUUAUAACGUCGUCGUUUCGAAUAAUUUUUGUUUUUGUUUUCAGUUAAUAUGUUGUCGUAAUGUAAAUAUGCCUUUUGAGAGAAAGAAUGUCGUUUAGGUUGAUGGCUCACGGAGAGAACCGUGUGCCUUCCCGCAGGUAAUUUUAACGCGGUAGAAAAAAGAAUUACAGUGUAUAUGUUGUGGAAAAAAGAUAUAUUUGGGUGUAGAUUUUGACAAAGAAACAAAAGUGGGAAUUAUGUUGAAGAUUGGGUGUUAUAAUUAGUGGUUUCUCAUUGUACAAAUUUGUAUGUAUGUCCACUUAGAGUGAUAACAACUUGGCUGGUGUUGGAUAAUUUCUAAUUCCAUUUUCUUAA
Cannabis sativa is the source of this 845-nucleotide messenger RNA. RefSeq lists its product as uncharacterized. Bases 1 to 498 code for a protein of 165 amino acids. The transcript has a single exon. The record is from RefSeq and is a predicted model, not a curated record. NCBI's taxonomy places the organism in Eukaryota, Viridiplantae, Streptophyta, Magnoliopsida, Rosales, Cannabaceae.